UCAAAUUAUUUGUCGUGGUUACUAUAAAUAGUUGUCUCAAAUUAUUUAUUGUUUUAGAGAUUCAAGGCACAAUUAAUUAACCUUUUCUCAUUUUACCAUUAAUAGAAUUUUAUCAUUUAAUGAAUAUGACACAUAAUAAAGUAAAAAUUUAAUGGAGAGAGAUUAUAACUUAAACAUCAAUAAGGAUAAAGUUAAUCAAAUACCCCUUCUAAUUAAUACUACCUCUGGAUAAAAAAGAAUAUCCACUUAGCCUUUUUUUCUUUGGUCAAAAAGAGUGUUCACUUAACAAAUCAAGAAAGAAUUAAUCUUAUUUUUUCAGAGGAAGUAUUUCUUAAGGGCAUAUAAAUCAAAAUAGCGACAAAUAAUUUGAGACAGAGAGAGUAUAAAAUACAACCAGCCGCUUUCCACUUGAUAUACUAUGCUAAGCCACUGCCUAUUUCUUCCAAGAGAGAGCAUAUAUAUGCCCUAAUGUCUUGUACGGAGAGUCUAGGAUUAGAGAGCUUUGAUGUAGAUGAUGGUCAGAAUAUUGAAAAUCUAAAUGAUGGUAUAGGUGUUGAAUCAUCUACCUCCAUCACUAGUUGUAAAAGAACAAGUGUCGAGCAAAAAGAGAAGAUAUUUCCACCACCAUUAUCGUCGUCACUUAAAGAUGGAAAACCGAGUUUCUUCCUAGAGCCUAUUAGAAAAGAUGGAAGGUUAGAGCUUAAUGAGGUGAACAUUGAUCCAUCACAGACCCUCCUUACUUCCCGUAAAGGAGGACGGUUGAGAUUAAGUCUCAUUCCUGACCAAGAAGAAGAAGAAGAAGAAGAGGAGGAGAAGGAUGAUGGUGAUACUGAUGAAGAUGAGGGAGAAGUCAUCAUGGAGGCAAUCGAAGUAAAUGACAAAGAAACAGUAAAUGAACAUGAUACAUCAAGAUAAAGAGCAGAAGCUCCCAGCAAAGAGUCCUGCCAUGAAGUGUUUCUUAUAUGUAAUAAAAAAAAAUAUCUAUGUAUACUGUAAGUUUUCGUAUCAAUGAAAAGCCUGUUCUAGCAACAAAACAAAACAAAAACAAAAAAAAGUCCGGGGGCGGGGGAGGCAUGUGUAUUCAAGCACCGCUUGGUAGGGAAUUACUCCAUCCCUCUCAAUUUGUUUGUCUAAUUUUAACUUGACACAGUAUUUAGAAAAUUAAAAACUUUUAAAAUGUUAUGUUUUUAAAUUAAAGAUAUGUAAAAUGUACCAAAAUGUCUUUUAAUCUUAUAGUAUUAAACAUGUCAUGUGAAAAAUUAGAAUUAAGGAGUUAUCAAAAAAGAAAGACAUUUUUUUUUAAACGGACAAA
This is a messenger RNA of Lycium barbarum (goji berry), 1312 nucleotides long. RefSeq names its product protein FANTASTIC FOUR 1-like. NCBI's taxonomy places the organism in Eukaryota, Viridiplantae, Streptophyta, Magnoliopsida, Solanales, Solanaceae. The transcript has a single exon. Bases 469 to 915 code for a protein of 148 amino acids. The record is from RefSeq and is a predicted model, not a curated record.